Messenger RNA from Daphnia pulicaria, 1920 nucleotides. RefSeq names its product diacylglycerol kinase epsilon-like (gene Dgkepsilon). Bases 190 to 1779 code for a protein of 529 amino acids. The transcript is spliced from 7 exons. The record is from RefSeq and is a predicted model, not a curated record. Lineage: Eukaryota; Metazoa; Arthropoda; Branchiopoda; Diplostraca; Daphniidae. Gene Ontology annotation, molecular function: ATP-dependent diacylglycerol kinase activity.
UUUAUCUAUGGCUUCGUUUCGUUCAGACUGUCCGUUGAAGUCUUGACGUUAGCCCGCCGGUAUAAAAUUUGUGUACUUCAUUUUUUGGGCGAAGCCAUUCACGGGCAUGCUUCAUCUUACAUCCUCAAUCUUGAAAGGAAAUCGACAUCUGCUGGAUUGUUCAUCUAAUCCGUCAACAGUGGCCAGCAAAUGUGGCCUCUCUUGCUACUAUGGGACAUGGGGCUUUCUGGUAUUAUCAUAGAGGUGAUCCUCGGUCUCAUCGGUUUUGAUUUGCUCUUCAGAGUAUGGAGAAGAAAAGUUUACUAUGUCAAAGUCCAUGAUUUCAGUAAAGGACACUCUUGGUGCAGUGUUAGUGAUGUAGAACUGGCUGUUCAUUGCAGUGUGUGUGAACAUGUCCUGCUUGGUGGUGGUAUGCGAUGUGAUUCAUGUGGUGUGUGUGCUGAUGAGGGCUGCAUGCGCAAAGCAGAUAAAAGGUUGAAAUGCAAGCAAGUUUCCAUUGAUACAAUAUCCAUGAAGCAUCAAUGGGUAAAAGGCAAUCUACCCCCUGAAUCCAUUUGUCAUGUUUGUGAAGAGGACUGUGACACAGAGAGACAUUUUUCAGACUUUCGUUGCUGUUGGUGUCAAUGGACAGUACAUGAGAAAUGUCUUGCCAAUCUUGCUGACCUGUGUAAUCUUGGAAUGUAUCGAAAUUUCAUCAUUCCGCCCAACUGCAUAACCCUUCGACGCAGUCCCAGAGGUCGCUUGCGUUCACAAUGUCUUGUUGCCAGUAUUAAAGAGCCUCAGUGGGGACCUCAAUGGAAACCCCUGAUAGUUAUUGGAAAUGGCAAAUCUGGCAGUAAUGAAGCCUGCCACAUCCUUUCAUCAGCUCGCAAAGUUUUAAAUGCAGUGCAGGCGAUCGAUUUGUCAGAUCAAGAGCCUAAAAUAGCACUGCAACUAUGUGCAUUGUUAAAAGAAACCCAAUGUAGGCUUCUGAUUGCUGGAGGUGAUGGAACCAUCGCCUGGGUCCUUAAUGCUGUACAGAACCUUGAUGUCAAGCAUUUACCAGAAACAGCCGUUCUGCCGUUGGGCACAGGGAAUGACUUGUCUCGUGCUUUGGGUUGGGGUCCGCACAUCGAUGGCGCUGUUGAUUUUCACAGUAUUUUGAAGAAAAUAGAAAACAGUUCAAGUGCUUUGCUUGAUCGUUGGCUUGUUGAACUGCGGCCCAGCCGACAUUUGGGUAUUCGUUUUCCGUCGCGUUCAGUUCGCUUCAACAACUAUUUCAGCAUCGGCGUCGACGCCCGUGUUGCCCUUAAUUUUCAUUUAACGAGGCAGUCUCCUAUGUAUCUGUUCAGCCAUAGACUUAUCAACAAACUUAUUUAUUUUACUUACGGCACGAAAGACGUGGUAGAGCAGAGUUGCGAAGGGUUAGAACAUCAGAUUCAGCUAUUUAUUGACGACAAACAAAUUGAAUUACCUUCCGUUCAAGCUCUCGUCUUCCUUAAUGUUGAUUCUUGGGGUGCAGGAAUAAAACCAUGGAAUAUGGGUCAAGAAGGUGUAUUUAUGCCCAAGUGUUUGUUUGGUGAUGGUAUAAUGGAGGUGAUUGGAAUAUCCUCUUCGUUUCACAUCGCACAGAUGCAAGUUGGCAUGUCGGAGCCUUUGCGUAUAGGGAGAGGCAAACAUUUCCGGCUUCGCCUAUUUGGCAAGCAACCCGUUCAAGCUGAUGGGGAGCCCUGGGAACAAGGAGACAGCGAAAUCGUAAUUGAAAACUGUGGCCAAGUUCCUGUUCUCACCGUCUCUUAGUCACUCUUUUCGCAAAUAUCACAUUUUUGUUUAUAUUUUUGUCAAUUCAUCACGUUUACUCUGUUUUAUCUAUUACGUAUUAUUUGCCAUUCAACUUCUUGUGCUACGAGUCGUUAUUAAUAUACCGGUGUCUUCUCCGUU